Messenger RNA from Pediculus humanus corporis (human body louse), 2073 nucleotides. RefSeq names its product fbxl7, putative. Gene Ontology annotation, biological process: SCF-dependent proteasomal ubiquitin-dependent protein catabolic process. The record is from RefSeq and is a predicted model, not a curated record. Lineage: Eukaryota; Metazoa; Arthropoda; Insecta; Psocodea; Pediculidae. Gene Ontology annotation, cellular component: SCF ubiquitin ligase complex. The coding region runs from base 1 to 2073 and encodes 690 amino acids. Gene Ontology annotation, molecular function: protein binding. The transcript is spliced from 3 exons.
AUGGCACAAGUUCCAAUACCUUUGAAAACAUUAUCGAAUUCGUCGUCGUCGUCGUCGUCGUCGUCACCGCCGCCUCCGCUUCCACCCCCGCAAUCCGUUAGAAGAUCCCCGAUGAUAUGCCCGUUGGCAAAACUCGGUAGAUCUUCUCCGACGACAAUGGAAAAUCUAAGAAAUUACAGAUCCCCGUCGGCGGAUAUCGGUUACAGGAGAAGUCCUUUGGAUCCCUCCGUGUAUUCUUAUCUGAGAGGAAUUCCUAGUCCGUUAGAACCUUCCAUAUACGUAAAUCAAUCCCCGUUGAGAGAAUCUCAUUGUUACCGCACCGCGAGUUCACCGAGAAGUAACGAAGAAAAUGAAAAUUAUAAAAAUCGUAAAAAUCAAAGGAAUGUUAUUAAUAAUACGAACAUUAGCGAAACUAGUUUUCAAAAUUAUCAUACGGAUAAUAAUGAUAAUUAUUACGGUAAUAAAAAUUCAUCAAAUAAUUAUCAUCCGUUGAUGAAAGGAUCGUCGUCAUCGUCGGGACCGGAAAGUAGAAACGGGGAAAGUAGUAGUCAAUCUUUGCCGCAAUCGUCGUAUAGGCCUCCGUCGGUCGUAGUGGAUCCCGCGAACGUAUAUCACCAAAGGAUGAUGAUGAGAACGACGAAAACGUCAAACAAUGAUAAGGUGUUGUCGAGAGAUGCGAGAGUUGUGGGAUCUCACAACAACGUGGAUCCUUCCUAUUACCUACAGUUGUUAGCCAAUCAAAAGAAACACGAUAUUAUGCGAAGUUCACCGCUGAGAAGAAUAUCAUCGCCCACGAUCGAUCAUUCUUCUUUGCUUUAUCAGCAGACCACCGACCUCGAUGCAAGUUACAAAAUGGGUAGAACGAGUCCUUCUCUCGAUCAAGGCUACCACACUCUCGUAUCACCGAGUCCAGGUCCGUCAACUCCGGGUCCUUGGGCCGAUUAUAAUAAUCCGCUUUCCGUUGUUUCGAUGACGGCAACGGCGACGACGCCUACGGUGAAGAUGACGUCAUCGUCGGGAAAGGGUAAAAAACUUUCUAGCAAAUGUUUUUCAUAUCCGUCCAAUUUCGAUAGACUCCCGGAUGAAUCUGUGAUAAAAAUAUUUUCAUGGUUGGAUUCUAGUGAUUUGUGCAUAUGCGCAAGAGUUUGCAAAAGAUGGAAAUCCCUAGUUUGGGAACCGCAAUUGUGGAAAAUAAUUAAAUUAUCCGGUGAAAAUGUGUCCGGUGAUAACGCGGUGAGAAGUGUUUUGAGAAGGUUAUGCGGUCAAAAUACGACAGGAGCGUGUCCAACGGUUGAAAAAGUACUUUUAAGCGACGGUGCCAGAAUAACCGAUAAAGGCCUUAUGCAGUUAUCCAGAAGGUGUUGCUCUAAAAUAUCGUGUUUAACCGUCACGCCAGGUCCGGAACCUCCGAGAUUACUUUUACAGUACCUGGAUUUAACAGAUUGUUCGGCUAUCGACGAUAGCGGAUUGAAAAUAAUUGUCCGUAACUGUCCUCAGCUAGUCUAUUUAUAUUUAAGGCGAUGUGUUCAAAUUACCGAUACGGGAAUAAAAUACGUUCCAAGUUUUUGCGGAAUGUUAAGAGAGCUUUCGGUGAGCGAUUGUAAUCGUGUGACGGAUUUCGCAUUACACGAAUUAGCAAAAUUAGGAGCGACGCUUCGUUAUUUAUCAGUUGCCAAAUGCGACAGAGUCAGCGACGUGGGAUUAAAAGUCAUCGCGAGACGUUGUUACAAAUUAAGAUAUUUAAACGCAAGAGGAUGCGAAGCCGUUUCCGAUGAUGCGAUAACCGUUUUAGCGAGAUCGUGUCCGAGACUUCGAGCUCUCGAUAUAGGUAAAUGCGAUGUGAGCGAUGCGGGACUUCGAGCUCUCGCAGAAUGUUGUCAAAAUUUAAAAAAAUUAAGUUUGAGAAAUUGCGAUUUGGUGACGGAUCGAGGAGUUCAAUGCAUCGCUUAUUACUGUCGCGGACUCCAACAGUUAAACAUACAAGAUUGUCAAAUAUCUAUAGAAGGUUAUAGAGCCGUUAAAAAAUAUUGUAAAAGAUGCGUCAUAGAACAUACGAAUCCUGGAUUUUUUUAA